UGCAUGUCCACCAUGCUGGCUCGCUUGUAAAAAACUUGGGCCCUCCAUAGAAAUGCCGUUGCCUCCAGAUGUACAUGAUGAUUCAAAAUGGUUGGGGUUCGCUAUAUAUGUUCUGUAUGGUAUUCAAAUGCAACCAGCUGGUUUCAGUUUCAAGCUGGAUUUAACAAUUUUUCUUCGCUCUAGUGAUGAAGUUUCUUUGGCACCUUACACGGUCUUUCCCCUCUCUAGAGACGUUUCUGAUGAGUCACCACAAGAUUCACAACGACUUGUGGUAUUUUACAUACCACGCCGGGUUUUUCGGUUGAAUCAAUGUAAUCACAUUGGGGCUUCAUUUAAAAGUAGUGACACAGCUGUGCAAUUGGAAUCGUGUGGAAUCCGUCUUGUAAAUGAGCAAAAUGUCGCAGAGUUUGUUCCAGCACUUGUUGAGUACAUGUUAGGGAGUCCAGAUUCCAAUCACCAAUCUUUGUCCGAACAUCUUUCACAUCAACUUGGAAUGUUGCAAGACUGCAACCAUGAAAAAGAUUAUCGUUGCCCUUUCUUACCAGAAAGGAGGCCUAACCCCAUGCGAAUGCUUCUACGAAAUAAUAAAACUAUACAAGAGGAGUCCACUUCACGGGAAACAUUUUCAAAUCAAGUAAUUGCCACAGGCACUUCGAAAAAUUCAAGGCCAGGCUCUAUUAAUUUAGGCUUAUCAUUUGGAAAUGGGCAAUGUGGAAGUAAGAUGUCAGGCAGCCUUGAAUGUUGGUUUAAACCAUAUUUGCAGAACCACCAAAAGUGCAGUAGUGCUUUCAAUCGCUGUUCUUCUCAAAGUGAAAUCCCAAAGUGA
Messenger RNA from Quercus lobata, 826 nucleotides. RefSeq lists its product as uncharacterized. Bases 53 to 826 code for a protein of 257 amino acids. The transcript has 3 exons. The record is from RefSeq and is a predicted model, not a curated record. Lineage: Eukaryota; Viridiplantae; Streptophyta; Magnoliopsida; Fagales; Fagaceae.